AUGGUAAAAAUUACUCUUGAAUUAAUACGGAAACGUUCGGAGCAUAAUGAGGGCGAAAUAUCGACGUUGGAAGAAAUAGCUUUGCACCAAGAGAAUAUCGAUAAAAUUCAAUUGAUAGAUAGACACUGCAGAAAUCUCAAGAUCCUCUUAUUGCAGAAUAAUCUCAUAUCGAAAAUAGAGAAUCUGAAUAUGUUGAAGAGACUGGAAUAUUUGAACCUGGCCCUCAAUAACAUCGAGAUUAUUGAGAAUCUGGAGGGUUUAGAGAGUUUAAAGAAGUUAGAUCUCACCCUCAAUUUUAUUGGAAAUUUACAAAGUGUAAAAAGUCUCAGAUGUAAUGAACAUUUGGAGCAUUUGAUUUUAAUGGGAAAUCCGUGCACGGAUUAUGAAUAUUAUAGACAAUAUGUUGUAGCGACUUUACCACAAUUGCAAGAGUUUGACAUGCAGGAGAUUGAAAGGUCGGAACGUAUCAAGGCAUUGCAGAUCUAUUCGCGAGCGCAAGAUGAUGUUAUUGAGAGCUAUUGGCAUUAUGAGAAAACUAGGAUAGCUCAACGCAUUCGUCGUAAUGCUGAACAUGAAACCAUAGAAACAAUCAAUCAAAUGUUAUGUCGUAGAUUCAUUUACGCAUGA
This is a messenger RNA of Atta colombica, 627 nucleotides long. RefSeq names its product protein tilB homolog (gene tilB). The transcript is spliced from 3 exons. The record is from RefSeq and is a predicted model, not a curated record. NCBI's taxonomy places the organism in Eukaryota, Metazoa, Arthropoda, Insecta, Hymenoptera, Formicidae. Gene Ontology annotation, molecular function: protein binding. The coding region runs from base 1 to 627 and encodes 208 amino acids. Gene Ontology annotation, cellular component: cytoplasm.